Messenger RNA from Paraglomus occultum, 142 nucleotides. NCBI's taxonomy places the organism in Eukaryota, Fungi, Glomeromycota, Glomeromycetes, Paraglomerales, Paraglomeraceae. The record is from the annotation of a GenBank genome assembly.
UACUGCCACGCCAGAAACUGAAUCGAACAGUUCCACGCAAAUCGAAAAAGAUAAUCUUAAUGAAGACGUAUCGAGCGACGCUCAGCCUGCACAGACACACACGCUAAAAUCUUCAUUUAUAACAACCUUCAAACUUCAAUAA